AUGGCCAACGAAAGCGACGUCAACGGGUCAUCGUACUCGAACGACUUCAAAGGUUCCUCAUCGUCUGACAUUAUCCACCCCGCCACACCUGCCCACCACCACCACCAUGGCAACCUUCUCGACGCAGUCGUCCCUGGCGCUGUCGCCGACGAGACCCCUGCCACCCAGGGCCGCGGUAAGGGCAAAAUGCACCUCUCCAAGGACUUUAUCGAGCAAGCCGACGCCGAGCUGCUCGCGACACUCGGAUACAAGCAGGAGUUCAAGCGAGAGUUCUCGUCGCUCGAAGUGUUCGGUAUCGCUUUUUCCAUCAUGGGCGUGGCACCUUCAAUCGCCUCGACGCUGCUCUACGCGCUCCCCAGCGGUGGGCCCAUCAGCAUGGUUUGGGGCUGGCUCGUCGGCUGCUUCUUCAUCACCUUCACCGGCUUGGCGCUCGGCGAUCUGGCCAGCUCCAUGCCCACCUCGGGUGGCCUCUACUUCUGGACCUACCAGCUGUCGAGCAAAAGGUACCGCCGCUUUCUGUCCUGGACCGUCGGGUACGCCAACACGCUCUCCACCACCGCCGCGGUGGCGAGCAUCGACUGGUCCGUGGCCAUCAUGAUCCUCGCUGCCGUGUCGGUGGGGACAGACGGGAGGUACGCGCCGACAGACGCGCAAACGUACGCUGUGUAUCUGGGCGUAUUGCUGUUGCACGCCAUGUUGACCUCGAUUGGUACACGCGCGCUUGCGAGGUGCCAGACGCUCGCCACCGUGCUCUGUGCUGGCCUGGCCAUUGCGAUCUGCAUCGCGCUCGGCACGGCGACGCCCUCCGAGUACCGCAACACGGCCUCGUAUGCUUUUACCGGCUGGUACAACGAAAGCGGCUGGAGCAGCGUCGGUGCGUUCUUCCUUGCGUUUAUGACGCCGGCCUGGACCGUCGCGUCGUACGACUCGUGUGUGCACAUCUCGGAAGAAGCCUCGAACGCCGCCAAGGCCGUGCCCAUGGGCAUCUUCUUCAGCAUCGUCUCGUCCGGCCUCUUGGGUUUGGGCAUCAUGAUCGCAAUCACCUUCAACAUGGGCACCAACCUCGAGCCGAUCAUCAACUCGGACUACGGCCAGCCCAUGGCCACCAUCCUGCUCAACGCGUGCGGCAAGAAAGGGUUUAUGGCCAUCUGGGUGUUUAUGAUCAUUGUCAACUUUAUGAUGGGUGCGAGUAUGAACCUGGCGUCGUCGCGACAGAUCUUUGCCUUCAGUCGUGACGGUGCGCUGCCGUUCAGUGGCUGGGUGUACCGCAUCAACAGCUACACGCUGACGCCCGUCAACAGCGCCUGGUGGUCAGCGGCGGUCUCGGCCGUGUUCUGCCUGCUGGGCCUCAUCAACGCCGUUGCUGUCGGCGCCGUCUUCUCACUCUCCGUCAUCGGCGCCAGUAUCGCGUACACCAUCCCCAUUGUCGCACGCCUCAUGGCGCCCGACUCGCGCUUCAAACCGGGCGUCUGGUACCUCGGCGACUUCUGGUCCAAGCUCGUCGCCUGGGUCGCCGCACUCUGGCUCAUCUUCAUCAGCAUCAUCGUCUGCCUGCCCAGCUACAUCCCCGUGACAGGCGCAAACGACAUGAACUACGCCUGCGUCGUCACCGUCGCCACGUUUGUCUUCAGCAGCGCGUGGUACUACUUCCCGCGCUACGGCGGCGUCCACUGGUUCGAGGGGCCCAAGAGCAACAUUGACGACGACGAGGUGGCCGCGCACGAAGUGGCACACCAGCUGCAACAGCAGGAGGACAUGAAGAAGGCCAAGACCGUCCAGGAGAGCUUGAACCAGACCGUCCAGGUGGAAGACUUCAAAGAGUAG
Molecule: messenger RNA, 1824 nt
Organism: Sporisorium graminicola
Lineage: Eukaryota; Fungi; Basidiomycota; Ustilaginomycetes; Ustilaginales; Ustilaginaceae
Exons: 1
Coding region: 1-1824 (607 amino acids)
Biological process (GO): transmembrane transport
Cellular component (GO): membrane
Molecular function (GO): transmembrane transporter activity
Source: RefSeq, a predicted model, not a curated record